Penicillium odoratum is the source of this 3918-nucleotide messenger RNA. RefSeq names its product ankyrin repeat domain-containing protein. The transcript has 6 exons. Gene Ontology annotation, biological process: nucleoside metabolic process. Gene Ontology annotation, cellular component: cytoplasm; nucleus. Gene Ontology annotation, molecular function: protein binding; catalytic activity. The record is from RefSeq and is a predicted model, not a curated record. NCBI's taxonomy places the organism in Eukaryota, Fungi, Ascomycota, Eurotiomycetes, Eurotiales, Aspergillaceae. Bases 1 to 3918 code for a protein of 1305 amino acids.
AUGGAGGCGGCUGGCUUGAUGGACAACUUCCCAUGUCUUGUUAUUCGCGGGAUCUGCGACUAUUCCGACUCGCAUAAAAAUAAGCAGUGGCAAGACUACGCAGCAGCAACGGCAGCGGCUUAUGGCAAAGAGCUUCUCUCCGUAGUCUAUGCAAGCCAAAUAGUGAGCACUUUGCCAUUGGGAUUAAUUACCGACGUGUCGUACUACAGGGAACAGCCACUACCCGAGAUGAAGUUUUCCAACCGUGAAAUAGCUCUAAAUGACGGCCAGGAAUUGGAGGGGCUCCUCAAGCGUAUUUCAAGUUAUGAUCACGAGAGAAUACAUCAAAGGCUUAGUCGAAAACGACUCGCUGGAACCACGCACUGGUUCCUUGAUCACCCGGAUUUCCAGGCAUGGUUUACCAAGAAGAAAGUUUCCAGUUUGUGGUGCUCAGGAAAGAUUGGCUCAGGUAAAACAAUGAUAGCAACCGCAAUAAUUGACGCAGCGAAAUAUGAUCUCGGCUCUCCCACCGUCUUUUUCUAUUGCGAGAAUGAUCAUCAUGCAACCCUCGACGCGUCGUCCAUUCUCUCCAGUUUCAUAAAACAACUCUGUGCAUUGCUGCACAGACCCUAUCCGGGAGAUGUCGCAAGGGAGAUCAGGAAGUACUUUGGAGACAAGAGGGUGAAGCCAGACCUUGACGACCUGAAAGAUAUUUUCACCCUUUUGUUCCCCUACGCCUCGGAUACGAUUUACGUCGUUGAUGGAAUUGAUGCUCUGGACAGGAAACAGGCCAAAUCCCUUUUGAGCGUCUUUAGGUCGCUAUUCUUUGACUCCAGGUCCCAGCAAGGAUCACGAAUACUGGUAUUGAGCAGGGACCAAGUUCCAGGGUAUAUAAACAUCGAUACGUUCAUGCCUGGGAUUUAUCGGAUCUCGACAUCGGGCAAUGUUAUGCAGGACAUAGAAACGUACACCGAAUCAAGCAUCGCUGAUAAGACCAUGUGCCGAAAAAUUACGGAUGAUUCUCUGCUGUCUGAAGAAAUUCCGCGGAGGCUUCUGAUAGAGUCAUCGGAGAUGUUUCUAUGGGUGUAUCUCCAAUUAGAGAUUCUUUGGGACACAUGCCACACAGAUGCAGAAAUACGGUCUGCUUUAGCUGCACUACCAAAGGGUCUGGAAGACACAUAUAGCCGUUGUAUUGAGAGAAUUGAUCACAAGGAUAACCGUGUUCUCAAGGUACUCAAAUGGGUUAGCUUUGCGACCAUCCCGCUUCAUAUCGAAGAAUUGCGAGAGGCAACCGCCUUUGACCAGGGAGACAUUACUUGGAAUGCCAAGAAGAUCCCAGGGAAAGAAUUUGUUAUCGGAUGCUGUGCAAACCUUGUUGUCGUGGAUUCCACUGACAACCGUGUGCGCUUUGCACAUUCCUCAGUAAAACAAUAUCUCGAGAAAAGUCGAGAAAGAAUCGACAUUCAAGGGUAUCCAACCACAGCACAGGGCGUUCUAGAGUGCGGAGAGUUUUGUGUUGCUUAUCUUUCUUUCUCGGACUUCUGUCUUCAACUGCGAAGGAACGAAAAAGCUAUAUUUACUGUUCCACCACCCAUUUUGUUUGCGCCAAAAAUCCUCCCUGAAUUCUUCACCAAAUAUUUCUUCCCGGAGCCCCGCGAUCAGAGGUUUUCUGCUUCCGUGCCAUUCCGUGGAAUACGCACAUCAUCCGCGCCAGAUCGGAAACAGUACAAGUUCCUCGACUACGCCGUUGCAAAUUGGGCCUUGCAAACCAAGAAAAUACUUCCUACAUCAGUAAACUGGGAGAAGUUCGAACGGCUCGCAAUGUGUUUCAAUGAAACUUGGAAUUUCCACCCUUGGGUCCCUGGCGGCCGUUCGGCAUCCUCCCAUCUCCACGGUCUCCUCGGAUGGGCGGUGACGGAGCAACAUGAGCCUCUUCUGUCAAUUGCACAGGCUGCGCGGAAGGACUUACAACGUGUUUGUAAUCUUCCGCUAGUCGGUGAAAGCCUUCCUGCGCUUCACGUUGCGGCAAAACUUGGAAGUAAGGCCAUAAUUGAGAUUCUUCUAGAUUUCUGCAACGUUAAUGCGCCAGAUCUGGAACAACAUACUGCUUUGCAUCAUGCAGCAAGCGCGGGUCAUAUCGAAAUCUGCCAAUUACUAUUGAGUACAAAGAAGAUGGAAGUGAACGCUCGAUCCAAAUCUCAAUUCACACCACUCUGGCUGGCUGUGAGUAACGGACAUGAGAAGGUCGCUUCUCUUCUUAUAGAGAAUCAAGCAGACAUUGAGGUCAAGGACGCUUCUCUCCACCAGACACCUCUCUCACGGGCUGCACGAAAUGGGCACGAUGCGAUAGUGAAACUUCUAACUGCGAAGGGAGCCGAGUUAGACUCACAAGAUGUGGAUGGUCGAACACCUCUAUUGUGGGCCAUAAAAGGGGGGCACGAAUCGAUAAUAAAGUUGCUGCUCGAAAAGGGUGCCAAUGCGGCUCAUAAAGAUCUUGAUACUCAGAGUUUACUACUUUGGGCGGUAAAACACGGAUAUGAGGCGAUUGUUAGCUUAAUUCCUAUAAAAUCUCCGGAUCUCAACCUUGUGGACAAAGACGGUCGGACACCACUCUCAUGGGCUGCAGGAAUUGGGUAUGAGGCAGUAGUGAAAGUGCUGCUUGAGAAGGGUGCUGAUUCUGAGGCUGAAGAUAGCUAUUCGGGUCGAGUACCACUUUCAUGGGCUGCAGAAAGCGGGCAUAUGGCAGUAGUGAAAGUGCUGCUUGAGGAAGGUGCUGAUCCUCAGGCCAAAGAUUGGUCUUCAGGUCGGACACCACUCUCACGGGCUGCAGAAAACGGACACGGGGCAGUGGUGAAAAUGCUGCUUGAGAAGGGUGCUGAUCUUGAGGCUAAAGAUAGAAGGUCAGGUCGGACACCACUCUCAUGGGCUGCAGAAAACGGACAUGAGGCAGUGGUGAAAUUACUGUUUGAGAAAGGUGCCGAUCUAGAGGCUAAAGAUAGGUCGGGUCGGACACCACUCUUAUGGGCUGCAGAAAAUGGGCACAAGGCAGUGGUGACAGUGCUGCUGAAGAAGGGUGCUGAUUUUGAGGCUAAAGAUAGUUAUUUGGAUCUGAUACCACUUUUAUGGGCUGCAGAAAACGGGCACGGGGAAGUGGUGAAAGUGCUGCUUGAGAAGGGUGCCGAUCUUGAGGUCAAAGAUAGGUCGGGUCGGACACCACUUUUAUGGGCUGCAGAAAACGGACAUGAGGUAGUGGUGAAAGUACUGCUUGAUAAAGGUGCUGAUAUUGAGGUUAAAGAUAGGUCUGGUCGGGCACCACUUUCAUGGGCUGCAGAAAAAGGACAUGAGGCAGUGGUGAAAGUGCUGCUUGAGAAGGGUGCUGAUCUUGAGGCCAAAGAUAUGUCGGGCCGGACGCCACUCUUCUGGGCUGCAGAAAAGGGAUAUAAGACAGUGGUGAAAGUGCUGCUUGAGAAGGGUGCUGAUCUUAAGGCCAAGGAUUGGUCUUCGGGUCGGACCCCACUUUUAUGGGCUGCAGAAAACGGGCAUGGGGCAGUGGUGAAAGUGCUGCUUGAGAAGGGUGCAUAUCUUGAGGCUAAAGAUUGGUCUUCAGGCCGGACAUCACUCUCAUGGGCUGCAGAAAAUGGGCAUAAGGCAGUGGUGGAAUUGCUGCUUGAGAAGGGUGCUGAUCUUGAGGCCAAAGAAAGGUUUUCAGGUCGGACAUCACUCUCAUGGGCUGCAGGAAACGGGCAUGAAGCAGUGGCGAAAUUGUUGCUUGAUAAGGGUGCUGAUCUUAAGGUCAAAGAUAGGUCGGGUCGGACACCACUCUCAUGGGCUGCAGGAAAGGGAUAUAAGACAGCAGUGAAAGUGCUGCUUGAGAAGGGUGCUGAUCUCAAGGCUGAAGAUAGCUAUUCGGGUCGGGUUACCAGGGUAUCGAAUCAGUGA